Enhydra lutris kenyoni (northern sea otter) is the source of this 5511-nucleotide messenger RNA. Its product is annotated as RP1 like 1. The transcript is spliced from 5 exons. The record is from RefSeq and is a predicted model, not a curated record. Lineage: Eukaryota; Metazoa; Chordata; Mammalia; Carnivora; Mustelidae. Gene Ontology annotation, biological process: retina development in camera-type eye; axoneme assembly; photoreceptor cell development. Bases 1 to 5511 code for a protein of 1836 amino acids. Gene Ontology annotation, cellular component: axoneme.
AUGAACAGCACCUUAAGGGAUGCCCAGACCCUGAGACACCGUGAGUGCUUCCUGCCUUCCAUGGCCCGGACUCCCUCUGUCACCCAGGUCACGCCAGCCAAGAAGAUAACCUUCCUCAAGCGAGGGGAUCCCCAAUUUGCUGGGGUUCGCUUGGCUGUUGACCAACGAGCUUUCAAGAGCUUUGGUGCUCUAAUGGACGAGCUUUCUCAGCGUGUGCCUCUCUCCUUUGGGGUGCGCUCUGUCACCACACCCCGUGGCCUGCAUGGCCUCAGUGCCCUGGAACAGCUGGAAGAUGGUGGUUGCUACCUCUGCUCUGAUAAGAAGCCCCCCAAAACACCCAGUAGGCCAGGUUGGUCACAAUGGAGAAGUCCAUCUACUCAGCAAUCAAGGGAUCUUGAAAGCUGGUGUGAAGCACCAGGAACAUCCUCUUCCUGCAAGGGUCCUAAAGCCCCAAGGAAGAUAAUGCUGGUUAAGAAUGGAGACCCUAGAUUCCAGCAGACUCUGGUUCUCAGCCAUAGAAAUACAAGAAACAUGACAGCCUUUCUCAGCAAAGCCUCAGAUCUUUUGCACUUUCCUGUGAAGCAGGUGUACACGACGAGUGGGAAAAAGGUGGACUCUCUGAAGGGUCUGAUCCACAGUCCCUCAGUGCUAGUAUGUGCCGGCUAUGAGUCUUUCAAACCUCUGGCAAUGGAAGAUUCUAGAAGAUAUGGAAUUGAAACUUUAUCUGGGCAGACUCCAAGAAACAAAACUGGAAGCUGGGGGCCAAAGGCCAAGCAGAGUGUGAUCCACUCAAGGUCCAGGUCGGGCAGCCGGCCACAGCGGUUUUCCUUGCUAUCAGAGAGGUCUGGUCUCAGCGACCCCCCAGUGUCCCUGCAUCAUGCUCAGAUGGACCUCGCUCAUGAUGGACACCCUCAGGACAUACCUGCCCAGCUUGGCCCAUUGGUGGCCAGUGAUGAUGUUGAGAAAAAGAUCCACAUGAACGAAGAUGGCAGCUUGUCUGUAGAGAUGAAAGUCCGCUUCCACCUACUUGGUGAGGACGCACUCUUAUGGUCCAGGAGGGUAGGGAGGGCCAGCGCCCUGACAGCAGCCAGUGAGGAGGUCCCUGUCCUGGGGGAGGUGGGUUCCCUCCGCUGUGUGUGGGAGGACCACCCUGGGGGCUCCUCAGAACCUAAGGCACAGGGACAGGGGCCCUGUGAGGCAGGAUGUGAAGAAGCUUGUGGCCAAAGCCUGUGGCAGCCAGGGUCCAGGUAUGAGAUCUGGAUGAACCCCCUGUACUCCACCCAAGGAGAGGGGAUGGCCUCUCGGAGGAGAUCCAGGCUGACUCAACACUCCCACUCCAGGAGACCCUGUAGCAAAGGGUUCACUAGAAAGAAAAGAAGCAGCAAGGACAGUGACAGUCCUGCCUCCAGCAACAGACCCCCCAAAGACUCCGAGUCAAACCCCUCCUGCUGCUCCAGGUCUCCAGAGGGCAGCGUGGGCAACUGUGACCUACAUUCAGCCUCGGGGGCUGCCUCCCAGAGGGGAGCAGGGUGGGAAAGUGAUGGCCCAUCACGGACUAGGGAGGCCCCAGGUCGGCAGGGAGCAGGGCAUGGCAGCAGGGAACACCACAGCUGCCUGAAGCCCCAGACCCGAGGCACGGUAGGUGCUCUUUCUGACUCCUCAGGGAGUGCUGGUUCUCACGAGGAGUCUAGUGAAAGGAGUGAACAGCACCAGGGCUGCCAGAGCAAGACAAGGGCCAUGACUACCUCCCGAACAAAGGCCUUUCAGGGAGAAGGCCCCAGUCCUCCCACGGUGAGUCCCUUGUCUUUGAGGAAUGAGGACUCCCAGGCAGAAGAGAAUGGACAGGGUACCAGGAGCUCCCAGGCUGAGGGUAGGUCUGGGAUGAGACUGCCCCUGACUCCAGGUCAUUCUGGCUCUGGAGACACUGCAGAAGGAUGUUCUCCACCUUCUGCCUGUGCCUCAGUCCCAGGCAAGAGAAGAAUGAAGGGCAGAGCCAGUGCUCUGUCCUCACCCAGCAUUUCUGGUCUCAGCCGAGGGGCUCAGAUAGGCUGCCCCAGUCAACACCACACCCGAAGGCAUACCCACUGCCCACCUGACUCACCCAUGCCCAGGCAAAUGCCGGGACCUCCCAGCAGAGGCAGGGUUUGCCCAAAUGGCCCAGUGCCACCCCUUUCAGCAAACUCAUCCAGUACCAGGAACCAGGACUCCCAGGAUACAGGGUCGCCCUUCUCUGCCUCUCUUCAUUCCCAGUAUGCACAGGGGGUCAGCAGUGCGCUCAUUACCCCUGUGAGCAAUUCUGACUGCGCUUCCAAUUUCUAUUCCCCAUACCCUCCCUCUGCUGAGGCUGAAGGGUACCCUGAGUUCAGGGCAUGCUCAUCAGCUCCCACACCUUCCAACACAUCAGACUCUUUGAGCAACCAAGCUGAUGGUCUAGACAAAAAGGCAGGGGGCAGCAUUCCCAAACCUUCCUGGCCUUUAGUUCUGCCAGUUGGACAGCCCGACACAGGGAUGCCAGGAGCCCAUCAAGCCUGCAGCUGCUCAUUGAUCAGCACAUGCCUGUUCCACAGGACCCCCAGUUGUAAGUCUCAUGCCCUGCAGACCUCCCAGGCAUUGGGAAGCCUGGGGCCCUUCUCUGAGGUCUCCUUGGCAUGCAGCAGAUACUGUCCCACUCCCCCAAGAACAUGGCCUUUUGUCAAUAAACACCCUUCAUGUAGCAGCAGCCCCAGGGCUGACUGCAGGCCAGGUGGGGGAGAGCUGGGGGAGGGAAUGCUUGAUGCGUGGUGCCCCCGACCCCCUGGCUCUCAGUCAGGGGCUAUGGGGAAAGCAGUCAAAGGCUUGAGAAGGGGCAGUUCCAGCUGUGGCCCCAGGUCUGGGAGAAUAUACCAGGGGAAGAAGGUUACUGGUAGAGGGGAAAGCCUAGAGGGGCAAGAGAAAGAUGGCAGAAUGGUGCUGGGUGCUCUGCCCCAAGCCUCACCAGACACCGUAGUCCAUGAAUGGCUGAGCAACAUUCCAGAGGAGCCCAUACCCAUGAAAUGUGAGAUGGUGGGUGAGAGCACAGAUGUGGCAGGGGAUGACCCAGAAGGCCCCAAGGAGGACCCUGUGGACCGACAUUCCCCAGAAUGUCUAGGGGAGCCAACACAGGUCAGACAACUGUCACAUGAAGGGGCCACCAGCGAGAAAGCAGAACCAGAUGAAGCCUUACCAAUAACUGGUGAUGCUGAUCUCAAGUCAGAAGAGGGUCUUCCUUGUAAUGGAGUUUCAGAAGACCCCAGGGAAGCUGGAGCAAGCAAAGCCAUGGCCGCAGACUGUCAUGUGGGCCAGUGUGUGCUACCUCACAAGGUCUCUGCAUCCAUACAGAUCAUGAAGGUACUGAUGGGCUCCAAGCAGGGCCGGCCCAGCAGCCUGCCUGAAGUGUCCAACACAGCGGGCAGGAGGCUCAGCCACUCUGCCCAGGGCCUUAUCACCUGUCUUGCUGGGCUCCACUUCUUUGAUGAAGAUCUUGGGCCUCCCACUGGCAAAGUGAGGUUUAUAGAUUCUCCUCGGUACCAGGAGCUCCUGAGCACCUUCCAGGCCCUGUGGCCGGGAUGUGACCUCAGGCGAGGUGAGCUGGACUUGGGGCUCUGGGAGCUUGGCUGGUGCCAGGCUCUGCCAGGCCUCAGGUCUGACAUCAUGACUGAGGACUUCACGCCGACAUCCUCAUCUGGUGUGGAUGUCCACAGUGGUUCCGGAGGCUCAGGGGAGGGCAGUGGACCCUGUGCCAUGGAAUGUGCCCUGGUCCCUGAGAAGAUAGCAUUGCCCUUGAAAAUCCCCUCCCAGAGGUCUGAUUCUAGAAACUCGGAGAACCAAGAGGAUCAAGGAAACCAACAGCUGAGUGGUUCCACAGCCUCUUCAAAUUCCCAAGCAUGGACUUGUGCCAGCAGAAAAGAUGAGGCAGAGAGAAACAGCGGGGGGCAGGUUCUGGGACAUAACCUGGACCAAGAGGUUGAAAAUACAGCGCAAGAUGAGGAGGCCCUGCUAGAGAAAGUUGGAGAAGAAAAAGAAAUAGCAGCACUGCAAGGAGAGGGUGUCCAGGGAUUCCCAGAAGAGGAAAGAGUCAUGGGACAAGAACUGUCAGAGGCCAACUCUCAGGAUGCGGAGGGAGCCCAGGAAGUUAAGAGUGGGCAGGAAGAGGAAGCAGGGGGAGACCCUGCCUCCACUCUACUUUGUCCUCCAGGGGAAAGAGAGAAACCCACAGAGCUCCCUAGGAGCCUCAGCGAGAGGGAUCCGAAUACCAGCGGUCCCCAAAUGGAGCCUGGUUUGGAGAAGCUGCCCAAAGCAGCUGAGCCAUGCCAUGUGCAAACCCAGGCCAAGCACACCCAGGGGCCUGGGGAGAGGAGCUCUUCUCGGGCCCACAGAGUGCCUCUGGACCCUGAUGUCCUCUGGGUGUCCAGGUUGCUGAGGAAGAUGGAGAAGGCCUUCAUGGCUCACCUUGCCAGCGCCACAGCUGAGCUCCGAGCCCGCUGGAGUCUGCAGAACGACCGCCUGCUGGACCAGAUGGUAGCAGAGCUGCAGCAGGACCUGGACUGGCGGCUCCGAGAGAGCACUGAGAAUGAGCUUCGGAAGAUCCAGAACCGGGCAGGGGGGAAGACACCGGCCCGGGAAGCCCUCCGGUGGGAGCUGUCUCUGCAGACAGAGCAGCGCAGACGUCGCCUCCAGGGCUUGCGGCACCUCUCGGCCUUCUCUGGGCAGGCUAGAAGCCAGGGGCCCAGCUCCUUCCCCAUGGAGGAGGAUGCGUCCACCCUCAGUGGAACCCUGGGCACCUGGCUGGUUGGGGAGGCUGAGGGUGAAGAGUUUUGUCCCUGUGAGGCCUGCAUGAGGAAGAAAGUGACCCCCAUGUCCCCAAAGGACACAACAGGGGCACCCAGAGCACCCAUCGAAAAGGCCUUCGACCUGCAGCAUAUUCUGCAGAAGAAAAGAGGGUGUGCUAGUGGGGAGGCUGCAAAGACAUCCCUUAAGGAGGGAGGGAUGGAGCCACUUCAGGUGGACCCCUUGGGGACAGGGACCAUCCAGGAGUCCAAAGGAGGCCUGGAGCUGGGGUUAGGCCAGGACCCCGGGCCAGAGGAGCAGGAUGAGGGUGAGAGCAGCCAGACCCUUGGCAAAGAUGGAGACCACCAAGGGGAAGAGGAGGAGGCAACUGCUCAGAAGAGAGAAGGGAUCACAGGUGCUGAUCGAGGCAGUAUCCCAGAGGGAGCAGGUACAAGAUUCCUCAGCUGCCACACUCUGCUUACCAACUGUGUGAUCUGGGGCAAGUUACCAGUGUCUCUGAACCUCAGUUUACCCAUCUAUCGAAACGGUCUCGGUACCCAGCUGUUUGUGAGAGUAAGCGUUUGUGAGAAAGCUGUGACACGAGUAAUUGGUGUCACCUCUGUUGAUUGCAUGCCAAGUGAUGACAAAAGAGUCUGUAACAAGGAGAUCCAGUGGCUGCUCUUGAUUGUGUGGGUGAGGGAAUUGCAGGGAACUGACCUGGUGUAA